Molecule: messenger RNA, 1410 nt
Organism: Zasmidium cellare ATCC 36951
Lineage: Eukaryota; Fungi; Ascomycota; Dothideomycetes; Mycosphaerellales; Mycosphaerellaceae
Exons: 1
Coding region: 1-1410 (469 amino acids)
Molecular function (GO): monooxygenase activity; oxidoreductase activity, acting on paired donors, with incorporation or reduction of molecular oxygen
Source: RefSeq, a predicted model, not a curated record
AUGGCUUCGUCGCAGCAGAACGGUGUCAAUGGCACGGCCAAGAAGCCAUGGAUCAUGAACGCUUUUGCCAUGACGGCUCCAGGCCAUCUGGCACCAGGACUUUGGCGACAUCCUGAUCAGGGACCCCAGACACUUGAGCACUGGGUCGAGCUGGCGAAGAAGUUAGACGAGGCGAAAUUCCACGGCAUCUUUUUCGCAGACGUUCUCGGCAUAUACGAUGUGUACAAGGGCAAUGGACCGGCUCUCUCCUCUGGCGCUCAGAUUCCUAUCCUGGAUGUAUCGUUGAUCAUCUCGGCAAUGGCGCAUGCGACCAAGAAGCUGUCUUUCGGAAUCACAGCAUCGACGUCGUACGAGCAUCCCUAUACCCUCGCCAGGAGGUACUCCUCUCUUGAUCAGAUUACAAACGGUCGAGUCGGCUGGAACAUCGUGACGUCGUAUCUCGAGAGCGCGGCCAAGUCGUUUGGCUUGGAACAGACCAUCGAGCACGAUGAGCGGUAUAAGAUCGCGGAUGAGUUCAUGGAGGUCGUGUACAAGCUGCUUGAAGGUAGCUGGGAGGACGACGCGAUUGAAGCGAACAAGAAGACUGGCGUUUGGACGAACCCAGAGAAAGUACACCACAUCGACCAUGCUGGCAAAUACUUCAAGAGCAGGGGACCGAAUCUUGUUGGACCAACCCCACAGCGGACGCCAUUCUUGCUCCAGGCUGGUGCAUCCAAAGCCGGGAAAGAAUUCGCUACGAAGCACGCUGAGGCGAUGUUCUUGCCAGGCUUGAUUCCAGAAAAGACGAGAGCGAUUGUCGAAGAUAUGAGGGCUUCGCUGAAAGCUCAUGGUCGACCAGAGGACAGCGUCAAAUUCAUCGCAGGUAUCUUCAUCGUCGUCGACGAGACGGACGAGAAAGCGCAAGCCAAGUUCCAAGACCUUCUACAAUACGCCGAUCUCGAAGGCGGCGCAUCGCUGUUCGGAGGCUGGAGCGGUACAGAUCUCUCCACGUUCACGGAUGACGAAGACUUCAAGUUUACCGGCCCACCAGCAGUCCAGUCCAUGAUCAACAAUUGGACAGCGACCGUGCCGGGAUUGAAGGACCAGAAAUGGACUAAGAAGCACAUCUUGCAGCAACUGGCCAUAUCCGGAGCGCAUGAAAGAGCCGUGGGCAGUCCUGAAACUGUCGCCAAUACGCUCCAGAAAUGGAUCGAUGAGGCACAGAUUGAUGGCUUCAAUAUCUCGUAUGCGACCACGCCGGGCACCUUUGAUGAUCUGAUCAAGUAUCUGUGGCCGGAGUUGAAGAAGCGCGGUGUUCUGCAGCAGGACUACGCUGGGUCGACGAUGAGGGAGAAUUUCUUGCAGGAUGGGAAGGGCCCGAGGGCGAGAGAGGGCCAUACGGCACUGAAAUAUAGAAAGCUGCAGUCAUAG